CAAUGGCCUCGCUACAUGUGUCCUGAUUUGGUCCAGCUCAGCACUCCCUCGCCGAUCCUUCUAGAAAAAGUGCGCGACAUUUUGCCUCGGAGAUCGAAACUGGGGGAGAAAGUGCACCCUUUUCCUGCUCCAUCAGCGGACGAGUUAAGUAGUGGGAGUAUGCGGAGCUCUCGGCGAUCCCGAUCGAAGGCGCGCAGGCCCAAGUACGUCAGCCUCCGUCGUCACCUCGCUCCUCGUCCUCCUCCUUCGCCCGCGGAUCCUUCCGACAUGUUCUCCUCCGCUGCUGCCGACGAUGACGACGACGCCACCGCCCGCUGCCACCAGCUCGACCUCUUCCCCCUCCAGCCGGAGCACCUCGACCGCGACCCCCACGUCGCGUGCCUGCUCGACGACCGCGGCGGGGGCCGGGAGCCGACGAUCGCCGCCCUCCUCGGCUGCGGCGGUGGUGGCGACUCCUCAUCCGGUUCGCCCUCGCCGGUGUGCCUGGCGUCGCGGUCGAUGAACCGGGAGGAGGAGGAGGAGGAGGAGGAGGAGGAGGGCGGAGAUGGAGACGGGCUCGCGAGGCGGGCACUCCGGGGACGGGAGCGGUGGGCGUACUGCCGCUCCUCCUCCUCCUCGUCGGAGGAGGAGGUGGCUAGCUCCGCCGCCGAGGGCAACGGUGGCGUGGAUCUGUGGCGGUGCGUGACGCCGCAGGCUCUGGCGCUCAAGUUGGACUACGAGGAGAUCCUGGCGGUGUGGUCGGACAGGAGGCCGCUUUACAUGGACGGCGAAGGUCCUCAGGUCGUGCCGCAGCUCCAACACCCCUGCGACUCCGCGGUCCUCCCGGUGCUGGUGGAGGUGGGGUGCUGGAGCAGUAGUCCAUGGAAGGUGCCGGAGCAGCGGGCGGAGGGUAAGGAGAGGAGCGGCAUGAGCAGGGAAGCGAGGGUGAUGAGGUACAAGGAGAAGAGAAGGAACCGCCUGUUUGCGAAGAGGAUACGGUACGAGGUCCGGAAGUUUAACGCUGAGAAGCGGCCACGAGUGAAGGGCCGGUUUGUAAGAAGGAAUGAUGAAGAUGAAGACCAUUCUUGAUUCCAUUAAAUGAAAGGUGAAUAACUUCAACUUUAAUGUGGAGAAAAUAAUCUCAUGUAAAUGAUAUGUAUCAUCAAUACAUUGCCUACUCGAUCUGCUGGACUGAGGAAGCUGCAGAACUGGGAGUGUAAAACAGCUUGUGCCUGCCUUUUAAUAAGACAUGCACAUAUAUAUGUUGGCAAGGAGUCCAUUCUUUGAGCAGCUCAACUGAGUGUUGUGUCAUCAUAAACAAAGCUGCAAAGAAAGUACUCUUUGAGUUGUGAGUUCAAACUGCAAUGUCCUGUGCAGUUCUUCCUGUAGAAACACAACUAGCUAAACAUUACUUUCCUAAAAGAAAAUAAUUAGUCAGCAUCUUGAAGAA
Messenger RNA from Musa acuminata AAA Group (dessert banana), 1429 nucleotides. Its product is annotated as zinc finger protein CONSTANS-LIKE 16-like. Bases 16 to 1068 code for a protein of 350 amino acids. The transcript has 3 exons. Gene Ontology annotation, molecular function: protein binding. Lineage: Eukaryota; Viridiplantae; Streptophyta; Magnoliopsida; Zingiberales; Musaceae. Gene Ontology annotation, cellular component: nucleus. The record is from RefSeq and is a predicted model, not a curated record. Gene Ontology annotation, biological process: regulation of DNA-templated transcription.